Messenger RNA from Trichoplusia ni (cabbage looper), 2332 nucleotides. RefSeq names its product glycerol-3-phosphate acyltransferase 1, mitochondrial-like. Lineage: Eukaryota; Metazoa; Arthropoda; Insecta; Lepidoptera; Noctuidae. The record is from RefSeq and is a predicted model, not a curated record. Gene Ontology annotation, cellular component: mitochondrial membrane.
UAUCAUUAUCCCUAAAUCAUUUAUCUCCUUGUUACAGGAGUCAUGGCAGGACCCGAAGACCAAAGACACGGGCGCUGUGAUCAAUAUCCUGGAUAUAGGAAGACAGAACUUUGCUAAUGGCGGCGUCGUGUCCCGAUACCUCUGCGACUUGGCCCAGUGCUGCAACCUCACAAACUAUGACUACAAAGAUGUUGUCCCCAACGUAGUGAAAGACGACAGCGUCCAGCGCGCUAUAGAUGAAGCCACACAGGAAGCGUUGAGAAAAGCGGAGGAGAGCGACCCGGGAGCGGAGUACGCGACCAUACGGAAACGAGUGGAGACCAAGGCCAUGAAAAUUAUACAGGACAUCAGCUCGGCCAUGUCUUCUAGAGUGCUCAAGUUCGUAGCAUGGGUAUGCCACAAGGCGGUGAGGCGCGUGGCGGGCGGCGGCUGCGGCACGCGCGUGGCCAGCAUCGAGCGUCUCCGCCGCGCCAACGCCGCCGGCCUGCCUCUUGUCUUCGUGCCGCUGCACAGGUCCCACUUCGACUACAUCCUGAUGACCUUCACGCUGUACCUGACGGGCUUGAGGCCGCCGCUAGUAGCUGCCGGCGAUAAUAUGAGGAUACCUUUCUUUGGUUGGUUCCUCCGAGGCUGCGGUGCGUUUUACAUCAGACGAAGGGUCGAGGGCUCCGAAUAUCACAGUGAUAACACGUACAAAUCAGCACUUAGAGCAUACAUCCUGAACAGUUUGGCGGCUGGUAAUAAUUUAGAAUUCUUCAUUGAGGGAGGUCGCACCAGAACCGGCAAGCCACAGACGCCUAAAGCUGGCAUCCUCUCGGUGAUAAUGGACGCCUACCUAGACGGUACUAUAGACGACGCCCUCCUAGUACCAGCGACACUGAACUAUGACAAACUAGUCGACGGAAACUUCGUCCGAGAACAGCUCGGCAUGCCCAAACAGAUGGAGACCUUCUGGUCAGCUUUGAGAGGAAUCUGGAGAACGUUGAACACGAACCAUGGGAGUAUCAGAGUGGAUUUCAAUCAACCUAUAUCUUUGAAGGAACUAGUAACAUCAUUCCAAAAGUACCAGCACUACAAGGCGCCGAUCGAGACGUCGCUCACGCCGCCGAACAACAACCUAGCCGUCAACUUGGACAGACAGAUCUUAUACAACCACAGUCACUCCAGUUUGUAUGGCGCUGACGUCAGCACUGACCACAAGAUGAUGGUCGAAGCGAUCGGGAGGCAUCUGGUUUAUGACGCGGCGCAGGCCACGGCCCUGAUGUGCACGAACGUGGUGUCGUACGUGCUGCUGACGGAGGCGCGGCGCGGCGCCAGCCUGGCGGCGCUGUGCGCGCGCGUGGCCGCCCGCCACGCCGCGCUGGCCGCCGACGGCCGCGACCUCGGCUACAGCGGGGACGUCGCGCACGCCGUCAACCACGCCCUGGGCAUGUUGGGCCGCGUGGUCCGACGCGGGCCCGGCGGGCUGGUGUGCGGCGUGUCAUCAGUAGCGGCCAGCCUCGAGCUCUCGUACUACGCCAACGCCGUCGUAGCGCACUAUGCCGCGCCCGCCAUACUCGCCACAGCCCUGGAGAGCCUGCUGUCGGGCGACCCCUCGCAAGAGAUCUCGCAGUCGGAGCUGCUGGAGAGCUCGCUGCAGCUGUGCGAGGUGUUGAGCCACGAGUUCAUCGUGUGCGCGCCCUGCCAGCGCAUACAGGACCGCAUGCUGGACGCCAUCGACUCGCUCAGCGCGCACGAAGUCAUCAUCAGGAAAAAGACUACAUCGGGUUUGGAAGAAGAGGCGUGGUCGCGGCGGGCGGCGCGGCGGCUGGAGGGAGACGACGAGACUCCCGAACCCGCGUUGUACACACUGUCGCAAUCCCCGCACGCACUCGCCGAGAGGCGGCGGUUAAUUUUAACACUACGGCCGCUUCUGGAAGCGUAUUCAGCGACCUGCAGACAGCUACAGACGACCAGUGAAGGAACCGUGCAACAACUCGUUAAGGACACGUUAGACUCGCUGACCGAAGACUACACGCAGAACAAAAUGAUUUACGGCGAGGCGGUGUCGACGGACGCGAUCCGCAACUGCGUGCGGCUGCUGCGGCAGUGGGGCGUGGUGUCGCAGACGGGGCGCGCGCUGCGCCUGGCGCCCGCCUACCGCGCCGCGCCCGCGCUGCGCGCCGUGUGCCAGCACCUCACCAAGUUCAGCGCGGACUGGCCGCUGCUGCGCGACCCCCGCUGUGCGGACUCGCCGCUGCUGCGCGACCCCGCUGUGCUGACUGACUCGCCGCGCUGCGCGACCCCGAGCAGUGCUGACUGGCCGCUGCCGCGCGACCACUCGCUGUGCUGA